UUUCAGUAUUAGUGUUUAUGUUGCAGAGUGUAAGGACUGAUUACAGAGAUGUUUUUCACAUCCUACUGGUGUAAACUAUUUCUGUGUGGUUGCUACACGAAGUGUUAUUAGACAUAAUAAAUGUCCUUGACUUAUUGGAUAUAGGAUUUUCUGUGUUACAACUGACAACAACAAGAUUAACAGCAAAACAAUGUCAAUGUUUUCUGUGGAGAAAGUUAGUAAUAUACCUAGCGUGCAUGCACAGUAUCAGACGAUACGUGUGAGCAGCAGACGAUAUGUGCGGGGAAAAAACUUGUCUGAUGUCUUGUAAAGUCAUUUGUUCUACUGCAUGCAACUCAAGAGCGACUGUGUGAUAUACUGGAGCGUCAUAUGUUCAAAUUAUUUCUGUGAGCUCAAGGUUCCUAUUUAAUAAGAAAUUGCUUUUUACCAUUAUUUAUUAAGUAAUUGUUUUUCUCUUAUGUAGGUUAGUACUGUUCUGAAUUACAGACUCAACUGUUUUAUAUUACGACGCUUGGCUACAAAGGUAUAUGUCUAUCGAAAUUUACAUUUAUACAGCAUACUGCAUAUGGUCGAUCCACUUGUUUUUGGAGCUAUUGCCCUGGCAGUGACAGUAGAUCUUCAGAUUAGGUCGGAAUGGAGACAAAAACAAAAAGUCAGAUGUUGUUGGGUUCGACCCUGGCUGGAAAGAAAGGACCAAGGCAGGGGAAUAUAUUCACUCUUAAUGAAAGAACUGAGGCCCGAAGAUCCGCAAGAAUUUCGGAGCUUCGUUAGGAUGGACAUGGCCUGCUUCGAGAAGCUGCUGCCUAUGAUAGAAGAUGGAAUCAAAAAGUGUGACACAGUCACGAGGGAGGCUACCUCACCUUCUCGAAGGGUAGUUGUAAUAUUACGGUUCCUGGCGACUGGGGAAUCUUUUAAGAGUCUGGCUUUCAGCCACAGGAUAGCACAGCCCACCAUUUCAAAAUUUGUUGUGGAUGUACGCACUGCAAUUUGCAACACUUUAAAGGAUCAGCACCAUAAACAGAAGAAGAGUGGGAGAAAAGGAGGAGGAGGAUAUUAGUGUUUAACGUCCCGUCGACAACGAGGUCAUUAGAGACGGAGCGCAAGCUCGGGUGAGGGAAGGAUGGGGAAGGAAAUCGGCC
Messenger RNA from Schistocerca piceifrons (Central American locust), 1139 nucleotides. RefSeq lists its product as uncharacterized. The record is from RefSeq and is a predicted model, not a curated record. Bases 566 to 1057 code for a protein of 163 amino acids. The transcript has 3 exons. NCBI's taxonomy places the organism in Eukaryota, Metazoa, Arthropoda, Insecta, Orthoptera, Acrididae.